Messenger RNA from Brugia malayi, 2076 nucleotides. RefSeq names its product Armadillo/beta-catenin-like repeat family protein (gene Bma-hmp-2). Gene Ontology annotation, biological process: positive regulation of transcription by RNA polymerase II; cell adhesion. Bases 1 to 2076 code for a protein of 691 amino acids. Gene Ontology annotation, molecular function: transcription coactivator activity; alpha-catenin binding; cadherin binding. The record is from RefSeq and is a predicted model, not a curated record. Gene Ontology annotation, cellular component: adherens junction; catenin complex. Lineage: Eukaryota; Metazoa; Nematoda; Chromadorea; Rhabditida; Onchocercidae. The transcript has 10 exons.
AUGGAGAAUGGCAAUGCUUCACGUUUGGAUUAUAAUUUGUCACCUUUGCUCAGCAGCGAUUCCGAAACAAAUAAUGCUUAUGUAAUAUUUAGAGAAAUAGAUGAAAGUUAUGCACAAACGCGAAGUGAUCGCAUCCGUGCCGCAAUGUUUCCUGAUUUAUGUCCUGACAAAACUAGUGGCAUGGGAUCAUCAUCACAUCGUUCAACAAUUGUCUCAAAACUAGCAGAACCAAGCCAAUUGUUAACAACCGCAGUUGUGGAAUUGCUCAGUCUUCAGGAUGAAGCAGAAUUAACGACAAAAGCAAUUCCGGAACUCGUAAAAUUACUUGCGGAUAAAGAUGAAACAGUGAUUAUGCGAGCUGUUCAUAUGGUGCAUAUGUUAUCUCGUGAAAGCAAAUCCGUGAAUGCAAUAGCUUCAAAUGCAACUCUUGUAAAUGCUUUGUGCAGUAUUGCCAGAUUGGAAAAUGACACUAUACGAAGAGAUGCACUUGGUGCUCUUUCACAUAUCUCAGAACAUGCAGAAGGACGUAUGCAAAUAUUCCGUUCUGGUGGUAUUCCGGAGUUAGUUCGAAUGCUUGGCAUUCCAUUGGAUCCUAUUCGUUACUAUGCCAUUACUACGCUUCAUAAUCUGGUUCUUUUCAUGGACUAUGCAAAGGAGGAAACAAGAGCAUGUGGAGGUUUGGAAGCGAUGACACCACUUCUACGGGAAAAUAAUCCACGUUUUUUGGCACUAUUGGCAGAUUCUCUCUAUCUUUUGUUACUGGACAAUCCGCAAAGCAAACUCUUAUUUCUUUCCUUAAGUGGUCCAUCAUCGUUAAUCGGUCUUUUAGAUACACAUCGUCAUUAUCCAAAACUUGUUUAUACUGCGGUGCGCUGCAUUCGAGCGCUCUCAGUGUGCCCACAAAACAAAGCCGCGCUCAUUUCUCUUGGAAUACUGAAUGUUUUGGGUGAUUUCAUUGAUAACGUCGAUGAUAGAACUCAGUUUGCCAUUUUAUGCGCUAUUCGCAAUUUAUCAGAUGCAGCCGCUAAUGAAAGCAGCUUAGGACCUCUGAUUAUCAGUUUAAUUCAUAUCGUUGCCACUGGUGAAGAAUCAACAAGUGCAUGUGCUGCUGGCAUUCUGUCAAAUUUAACCUGCAACAAUAUCCGUAACAAACAAACCUUAUGUUUCAACAGAGGAAUGGAUGCUUUAUGUAGUGCACUUGAACGGUUUUCGACAGUUGAGGAGGUCACAGAGCCAACGCUUUGUGCAUUGAGGCAUUGUACUGCUCGACAUCCACUGGCGUCACAGGCACAAAGUGAUAUUCGCUUAUCACAAACUUUGCCUGUUAUUUUGGAAUUAAUUUCAUCAAUGCGAGCACCAGUUGUGAAAGCAGCUCUCGGACUUGUCCGGAAUCUUGCACUUCUGCCUGCUAACUUGCAUCCCCUAACCCAUGAGAAAACAUCAAAAGGAGAAUCAGUAGUUACUCUAGCAGUGGAUGUUUUGGGACGAGCUGGUACCCAGCUCCGUCAGGAUCCGGACGCACUAGCAGAUGGUGUGGCAAUGCGUGAAUUGGUUGAAGGUGCCGUCUCAGCAUUACAUCAGCUUGGAAAUGAUCCUCAGUCAGCCGAUCUUAUGCUUCGUGACCAUCCGUUUGUUGACAUGCUCAUCAAACUGCUUUCAUGGGAAGAAAUAUACGCAAAUGAUGAUGAAUUGUUACAACGUGAACUUCUUGGACUUCUUUACCAACUCUCAAAGACUCCAGAAGGUGCACGGCAGUUAGAUAUGUAUGGACCAACGCCUGUACUUGUUGAUGCAUUACAUUCCAAGCACAGAGCAAUUUCAACAUAUGCGUCUGGUGUGUUAAAAAAUCUUCAAUUUGAUAAACCAAUGAUGUAUCGUGGAGAACUGGACACAGAAAUUGAAAGUGUAAUAAACAGUGGUGAAGAAUGGAUGCAUGAUGGUCUAGAACCGGAGCUUUUUGCUGAAAUGUACCAUUCCUCAGAAAUGGAACAGCUAGAUCAUCCUCAGUCAUGGCAACAUCCUCCACCUUAUCAGACCAAUAAUCGAAGUCCUUUAUGGUUUGAUACUGAUCUUUAA